Messenger RNA from Pocillopora meandrina, 5266 nucleotides. Lineage: Eukaryota; Metazoa; Cnidaria; Anthozoa; Scleractinia; Pocilloporidae. The record is from the annotation of a GenBank genome assembly.
CUUUAAAAAUAUUUGAAAAUUCUUUGAGGAUCUUCCAAAUUCUUGUUACUAUAGAUCUUCGAGGAUCUCUAUUUUCUUGCAAGGAUCUUCGAGGAUCUUUUACUUUUCUGCUAAGAUCCUGAACAAUCUUGUCAUCAAUCUUCAGAGAUCUUGUUGAAAAUUUUGAAGAUUCUUAAAGAUCUUGGCAAGAAAUUGAAAGAUCUUUGAAGAUCUUGGCAACAAAAAGAAAUAUCCUUGAAGAUUUUGACAUGCAAAUUAAAGAUCUUGGCAAGAGAUUUGAAGAUCCUUAAAGAUCUUGACAAGAAUGUCAAUGAUCCUUGAAGAUCCUGGCAAGGAAAUGGAAGAUUAUUGAAGAUCUUGGCAAGAAUGUUAUAGAACCUUCAAAAUUUUGACAACAAAAUAGGCAUACUUAAUGAUAGGUUUAUAGAGUGAAGCAUGAACUUAACCACCAAAGAUGUUAACUAUUGAAGAAUGGAUCUAGAUGUCUGAUUAAUGCUCACUGGUGUAAACAACAAGGUGACAAUGGGUUAAAUGGCUUCUAGUGAUAUUUACCUUUCUUCUAAACUGACUGAUAUAAUUACUCUGGUUUUAUUUUACAACACUCAAAGAUCUCUUUUCUCCUUCUACAAAGGUUAAUUGCUUUUGUCUGUAUAAUGUUUUGUUAUGAUAAAAAAAACAAACAGGUUUUUUCUUUUAUUUAAGAUGCAAGAUAAGAACUGCAAAGAACAAAAGUGGACAGUCUUUACUCAAUUGUUUCAAUAAAGUUGAUAUAGCUCUGCAAGUUUUGAAGACCAUCCAUGGACUGAAGUAGAGCAACACCAACACAGACAAAUUAGACUUUAAAACAUCAGUGUAUCUUUGUUUAGAAUGCAUGAUGUUCUUAAUGAUAGUUUUAAGUAGACCCUGGCUAGUGGAAACAAAAUAGCAGUAAUUUUAUUUACAUGUACAGGUAGUUCCCAAUGAUAUUUGAGGCAGCUUUUCUUCACUCUAGGAAAUAGGUGAAAUGACAAUAACUGUGGAAAACACUAUGUGGCGAGGAGAGCCUUGUUAUCUUGUUCAUGCUAACAGCCAUGGGUCUAUAGAUCAAGUACCUAUUGGGACAUCAGUAACAGGUUAGCUAUUAAUCACAUGUUGGCCCUUUGAACACUAAAGGCCUAUUUACACGGUACGACUUUGUCGCAUGCGAUAAGCUUACGACAGGCCUACGACAUGACUUAGGACAAUUUACACGGGCAAGACAUUUUCACCUACGACAUGCCAAAAUUGCGUGCAAUUCCACUCGUUUUGGCCGCGGUCAUUGUUUCAAUAAUUUGCAAGAGAAGGAAAAGAACCUCUUCCUCGCUCCACAGUGAUAUCAUAUUCUCUGUUUCCUCAUCUGAGAAUGUAUUUUUUGCUUUGGAAGCAGUCUUCAACUUUCUGGAGGCGACUUCCUCCACCAUUUUGACACAAGAAAAUUUCACCUUCCUUCCCUACUCAGUAGAAAUUUUUCACAAAAUACAUCAUUUUCUAUCAAUUUCGGCUACGAUUGUCGCAGCGUUUUAAAACAUGUUUUAAAAUCCUACGACAUUUUUCAUGACGUGCACGACAGUCGUAAGUGAGUGGUAGGUUUGAUUUACACGAUACAAUUCGUGUCGUAGGCCUGUCGUAAGCUUGUCGCAUGUGACAAAGUCGUACCAUGUAAAUAGGCCUUAAGAGUGACUAGCAUCUAAUUGCAGCUCCUUACAAUUUCACCCUCGAAUCAUACAUUAAGGUCACAGGAAUGAAGGUAAUGAUCACCAACGAGAAGAAGCUCUUGAUUGUUAAACAAAUUUUCCUUGCUAGCAUCUUAGGAAAUAUAGAGAACAGUAUGGAGAAUAUGCAUACUGAUGUUAGGGUGGGAAGGGUUAAUGGAUGGUUGAAAAGGUGAUCUUCAUGUUCAUGUGAUAUUUACUUUUGUACUGACUCUACAAUUUAUGGAAACAAUUCUACUACAUUAUAACUGUAACUGUUUUGUUUUUGUUGCAGCUUAUGUUGGAAGAUCUCUUCAGACAUUUGAACAAACCCAUUAUGAAUAUGUCAAGGUAAGGACUUCAUAAAACUGUGUUCAUUAUUAUUACACAGAUGAAUUUCUGAUAAACAUAUGAGGCAAAUUUAGUGUACAAUGGAGUUUUCACUUGGAGAUUUUAAACCCAUGUGGGCAAGUGGUUUAUUUGAAAAUAACUACCCCUUUUUCUGCAAUGACCGCAAAAUGCUUCCUUGUCUUAAAUUAUAUUUUGAACAGAGAUUCUUAUCAUAUGGGAAGUACAGUUAAAAAAUUGGGGAAUAUUUUGAUCCGACAUCUUGGUAAUAAUAAACUUUGCUUAAAUAUAAGGAAAGCAAUUUAAAGAGCAGUUUGUCAAUAUGCAUCAGUCACUUCACACUGCUGAGGAGAGACUGAUCAAGAAACUGUUGAUCAAAUGUAGAGUACUUUUCAGGAGACUUUGAUAUGUUUGUAGAUACCGGAUAACCCUCUGGAUAAAAAGACUCUUAUUGUACUGGAUGAGGAUGGGACAUACUCUGUAAAGAAGACUGAAUCACAAGGAGAUGUAAGUCGUCUUUUGAAGUAUGACAAUAAAUAGAUAAAUGAAUAGGUGAAGUAAGAUAAAAGGAAAAAAAAAGGACAUCUUUAUCCAAGGUCAGAAAGUCAAAGGAGGAUAGAGAGAGAAAUUUUUAGUCCUCCACUGUAAGUGGGGUGGAAUAAGUCCAAAAUUCAAAAAUAGAUCAGUUGUGUGUUGGUUACCCUCCUUUUCACUGUGUUUGGCAUGCUAGCCUGUUACUCAAAGUUUGUGGGGCACCUUAAGCAAUUUCUCCUUGUUCACUAUGGCCUUUUUUGAUACCUUUGGAUUUUCUUGUAUGACACUUGAUCAAAAUACAUCUAGCAUUUUAAAGUUCUUGGUACAUGUAACUGAUACGCCAUGUACCUCAACAGAGGCUCUGAAGAAUCUAGAAAUUGAGUUUGUGGCCUCAUGAUAUUUUUCUUUUUGCAAUUGAGUUUUGUGAAAACAUACUUGGGUCAACUCACACAUCUUACUUUGUUAAAGACAAAUUAUUCAAUCCGUGCCAAAAAUUUUUUUUACCUGUGUUUUCUGGCUUGCUUUGAUAAUUUUCAUUUUUUGUAGGAAAUGCAGAGAACUGACAAAUAUUUCAAAAAAGAAUUGUUCCAGGGUUUUAUAUCUGAAGGUCAGUUUCUAUUUUCAUAUGGCGUUUUCAUUCAUUCUUGUAUUUGUUUCCUCUUUCAUUCACGUGACCAUUGUCUCUUGACAUGCAUUAUUUACUUAUCUGUAUUUUUUUGCAGGGUCUAAUCUGUUGCUACAGAGAAUCAUGGUAAAAAGAGGAGUUCCCGAGGACAUGACAUUUGUUGCAUUUGACUCAACAACUAGUCUGUGUACUUCAUCUUAUGUACGAAUCUGCAUCGCGUUGAGUUUUUAUAUUGUUGUGUUUUUGUUUUGGGAGAAGAAAUUUAGCAUUUUGCUUUUACUCCCUCCCAGAAAAUGCUUGGAAAGUCAGAGAGGAGAAUUGGUUUGCAACAAGUUCAUGCGGUAGGACUGAAUCGUACGAUUCAUUCAGUUGAGGAGUCGCCUACCACUUGGGAAUCGUACUUCUUGUCGACAGGGUGAGUUUUAGUGUAACAUUUUUCCUUUGUUUUAAUCAGAUUUGUGGAGGCAUAGCUUAGUGGUUUAAGGUGCUGAGUGUGAAAUCUUAAGCUUCCAGGUUCAAUUCCCUUAUUCUGACCGGAAAUUCAAUUUGUUUCUCUGUAGUCUCGUGUUCAGCUUCUCCACUGUGGUUUGUUAUCAGCCAACUAGGUUGAUUUGCCUCCACUAAUUUACAUUUUCGAUAAAUUUUUCUCCCAUAACUCCAAAAGGCCAGAUGUAUCUUAGACUCAAAGACACUUUUGGAAAACAAUGGAGACUGUGAAACUCAUGAAAUUUAAGUUGACUGAAAGUUUUGAAAGGCGAGUGUGUUUAGAGAACUCUUUCUUGUAGGCAUCUCGCAAGUCGAACACAGCUGGGUUCUGGGGUGACCAUGACCUUAUCAAGAAUUCCAGAGGAACAUCAGAUUACAAGUGAGUGUACAUGAAACAAGAUUAUUCGUCUCGUUAUUCCAAGUUGUGACUAGCUAUUUCGAGUAUUUUUUUGUUUUUUUUUUUUUUUUUUUUUUUUUUUUCAGAAUGUUGUAUUUUUUACAAAUAGAGAUGGCGUCAAGAAGUUGUUAAACUGGAAGUAACCCCUGAGAUCUAUUGCGAUCGCUGUUCACAGAUUAUUUAGUCGUAAUAUUUUUGCAAAUUUUUUUAGAUACAGACUUAUCAGAAGAGACAGCAGAAGUUAAACCACUCAAAUGGGAAGAAGAUAUGCAACUAUUUUCGCGUUUUUUAGACCGAAAGGUAGGGGUAACUAUUUUAGUCCGUUUGUAUGUACCUUUAAGUUGUGGUGAGAGCGUAAACGACCUACGACAUAUGAAGGAGACACACAGUGUUAGCUCUGCUAAGUUUUGACUCUUUGACUCUCAGCAUCUCAUAAGUAAUUCUCCAUUUUGUGUGCAGCAUAUCAGUCUUAUAAAGUUAGGUCUGAACAUUUUUGCAGAAUCAUAAUGUACAUCUGUAAAAACAGGCUUCAGGACUUUUAGAACUGAUUUUUACACCUCUCGUGUGUUUUCAGGCGGAGUUGGCUGACGAUCACGCAACCUACAUGAGAAGGCAUCCAGAGCUGCGGGCUCUCCUUGCCGACUUUCUGCAAUUCUUACUGCUUCGAAAACCUGAUGACGUCACCGGCUUCGCCUCUGAGUUUUUUGGCGCGUUUUCUACAGCCGCGCCCUCUGUACCUUCAUUCGCCCGCUCUUCUCCAGGUCCUGCGCGACCUUCCUCUAUGCCUUGAGGACUUUGAGAUACUUGGCCUCAUGCAGUCCUUCCUCACAUCCCCUUCAGACAAUCAGCUUCAGUCAAUAUUGUACAUGAUACGAAAAGAUAAUUCAUAUAGUUUAAGUUACAAUGUUUUCCUUACCUCAUGAAAUUUUUAUUAGUGUGUUCUCGGUGGUGAUUUUAGCAGUUGUUCAGCUCAAAUAUAGGUGAGAAGCGUUAAGUAGUCAUUUGUCUCUAAUUAAAGGAUUCAUGGCUCACCAAGUUAGUUUAUUCUUGUUUAUUUCGAAAGAUAAAUCUUUUCAAAAGACGGUGACUGAACAAUGUACCCUUUGAGCUUAAAGCUUGCCACAUUGUACUUUCCCUCACAGUAGUGUUCCGUAACUCAUUUUUGUU